This is a messenger RNA of Scutellospora calospora, 573 nucleotides long. Lineage: Eukaryota; Fungi; Glomeromycota; Glomeromycetes; Diversisporales; Gigasporaceae. The record is from the annotation of a GenBank genome assembly.
CGAAAAAAUGAUGAAAGCUUUCCACAGUUUGGACGAAAUACACGUGUCGCUCCAUAUAACCCUCUCGGCACUUCUAAACUUUCUAAUAAUCCCAAUAUAAGACCUAACCCUUCAACAAGAACAUUAUUUAACCUCAAGAAGAGCAAUUCUUUAAGUGCUCGAUCUAACAACGUUCCAUCGGCCGAAAUGGACAAUCUCCGUACGGAAAAUGCCCAACUUCGUAUUGAGCUUGAAAGACUUCGUGCAGAACAAACAAAAAUUUUAUCUGAAAAUGAACAAUUAAAAGUUGAAAAUAUUAAAAUUUUACAAGAUAAAGAACGUGAUCGGACUCAAUAUCGAACCGAAUUGGAAGUGGCUAAUAACUUAAUAAUCGAACAGUCAACUACCAUGACUGAACAACAAUCUCUCAUUGAAGAACUUAUGGCUCAAUUAGACGAGCAAGAACAGGUCUGUCAAGAUCUUCAUAACAUGAUUGAUACUUUUAAGACCAAACAAAACCUCUCAGCCAAAGUUGAAGACAAACCAAAAGUUCAAAUAACCAGUGAUGAUGAUGAUUCUACAGCUCAAGUUUAA